Molecule: messenger RNA, 3604 nt
Organism: Rhea pennata
Lineage: Eukaryota; Metazoa; Chordata; Aves; Rheiformes; Rheidae
Gene: LAMP2
Product: lysosomal associated membrane protein 2
Exons: 9
Coding region: 96-1397 (433 amino acids)
Biological process (GO): protein targeting to lysosome involved in chaperone-mediated autophagy; cellular response to starvation; autophagosome maturation
Cellular component (GO): lysosomal membrane; late endosome membrane; plasma membrane
Source: RefSeq, a predicted model, not a curated record
UGACCGACGGCGACGCUUUUGCCGCGCCCGGCCGCCUCCCCCCGCUCGCUCUCCCCUCGCCGCCUCACGGAGCCCCUCCGCCCGCCGCCGGGAGCAUGGAAGCGCGCUGGUGGCCGCGGGGGCCGCUCCGCCCGCCGCGCUGCUCCGCCUGCCUCCUCCUGCUGCUCGGCACCGCCGUUUUUUUCCAGUCCUAUGCUGUGGAAGUAGAUGUGAAGGAUGCCACUAACGCUACAUGCUUAUAUGCACAAUGGUUGAUGAGGUUCUUGAUAAAAUAUGAAACAAACAGUGGUGAUUAUAAAAAUGCAACUUUGAGUUUGCCAUCCAACGUGACACACGAUGGAAGCACCUGCGGUAAUGACACACAAGCUGCACUUCUGGCAGUACAAUUUGAAGAAGGUCACUCUUGGAGUGUUAACUUUACGAAAACCAAUGAAACUUACCAGGCAGACUUUAUCACGUUUACCUACAAUACCAAUGAUAGUGCUGUGUUUCGUGAUGCUAAAAGAAAAGGGCCAAUUACCAUUGUUGUAAAGGAUACUAUGCAUCCAGUUGAACUGAAUAAUGUCUUUGUGUGUCAUAAUACUGACUCUAUUGAAGCAGAAAAUGUAACACAGUUCUUCUGGAACAUCACUCUGCAGGCUUUUGUUCAGAAUGGCACCAUUGGGAAAAAAGAGUCUAGAUGUGAUGCUGAUAAACCUACUUCUGCACCUACUAUUCUGCCUACUGUUGCCAACAUAACUACUGCGUCGACCACCACUUUAUCACCUGCUCCAACCACUGCUCCUAAACCUGUGGAGAAUCCAGACACAGGAAACUAUUCUCUUAAAAGUGGAAAUAAAACUUGUCUUCUGGCUACUGUGGGGCUGCAGCUGAAUGUGUCCCAAGACAAGCCUCUUCUGAUCAACAUCAAUCCAAAGACCACUAGUGUUGAUGGUACCUGUGGUAACACAACAGCUACUUUGAGAUUGAAUGAUGGAAAUAGCAGGUUCAUUGGUUUCACAUUUUUUGUUAAGAACGCAAGUGCAAAUGUACGAAGAUUUUAUCUGAAAGAGGUGAAUGUUACACUGCUCAACCAUAUGAAUGGUUCUGUCAUUUUAAGUGCAGAUAACAACAAUUUCAGCAAGUGGGAUGCUUCCCUCGGUAGUUCCUAUAUGUGCCGAAAAGAGCAAACUCUUGAGAUUAAUGAAGACCUUCAAAUACAUACUUUUAAUCUAAGGAUUCAGCCAUUCCUCGUGAAGGAAAAUAAGUUCUCUACAGCCCAGGAGUGUUCGAUGGAUGAUGACACCAUUCUAAUCCCAAUUGUAGUUGGUGCUGCACUUGCUGGCUUGAUUGUCAUUAUAGUGAUUGCUUACAUAAUUGGCAGAAGAAAAAGUUAUGCUGGAUAUCAAACUUUGUGAAUCUGAAUGUGAUCACUGUUCUGAUUUCACUCUAAAUGAAGCAAGUGCAAGUUUUGAAGUCCAACAAAAAAAAAUCUUAAGAGUAAAUACUAGCUGCAGCUAAUUGGAGCUGAGAAACAAAGGAUGUUUUUGUCAGAUGAAGCAGAACUGUGUUUUAGUUUUCCUUCCCCAAGAAGAUGUGGGUUUCAUAGCUGUUUUGAAGAUGUCGGAUGUCACUAUUGGAUAAAUUAUUAGGUUAAAGAUUUUAUUUUGCAAAAGCACUCAAAUGUUUAGGAUUUAUUUCUGCUUUUUACAAAUUGUAAUUUGAAACAAGAACACAUUCUAAACUGUGCUUUGGGGAACUCCUGAAAUUGCAUAGAAUUUGUACUUGCUUCUCUCCUUUGCAUUCCUUAGUUGUUGUCAUAGUUGUGGGUUAAGUUGACAGCACUAGUCACUGUGACUCAUGUGGUAUUUAACAAGGAUUGUAUGAUGCCCAGUAACAACUGUUUUUUGUAGAACUAAACUUCAGGCUGGUGAUUAAGUGAUCUUACGAAGUGGCAGCAGUAACCUACUUAGAUUUGGUGAAGCCUGAGUAGUUUACUCCUGCUUUGGUGGUUUCAGGAACCAUUCCAUACCCUGACUAUACAAACAAAAUGGGUAAUCUGUUUUUGCCAGUCGAUGGAUAAAUUGGAAGACUUCAGCGCAGUUUCCAAAUGUUUUCAAAAAUACUGUUAGCUGCUGAAUUCUCCUCACUUAUUAUAGCUUGGCAAUCCCCUAAAAUACAAAAUUGAAGCAGAGUUCUGCUAAAUUAAAGCAGGCUUUUUGCUGGCACCAGUUUAAAGGGAAUAAUCUUUUUAAAUAUUCCAGAACUUAAAGUGCACUUAACUUUAUAUCAUACUUUGCACAGAGAUGGUCUAUCUUGUUGCUUUGAAUGACCAUUAUUUAAAGAUGCUUUCAUUUAAUGAGCCAGUAUAAGUUGCUGCAAUUUGAGCUGUCUUUAAAUCUCCAUUUGAAUGAUUCUCUGCUAAUCAAAAUUUGCAUUAUAACUGUCCACCAUUGGCAUUCUGAAUGUUCAAUGUACUUUGUGUUUGAUUUGUUUGCUAUGUGGCAUUUAUUAAUGCUGCUGUUAAUAAUGCAAAAGCCAAGCAAGUCUGAGACAGACCCCCCUACACCGAUUUUUUUUUUUCUUGCUGUGUGGAAAGUAUAACUAGCUUAAAAUGCAGUGCAACUGGACUGUUGUUAAACUGCAGCUCUGUAGAAACUAACUCUUGCUGCAUAACUCUUCUCUGGCCUCCUUAUGCUGUAAUACGUGGUUCUUAUUGCAUGGAGGGUAGAAAAGGUCUUUUCUAAAAGAUAAGUGCAACUCUUAUGCAGCUCAUGUCAUGAGAUAUGCAAAAGCUAGUCACAUAAUGAAGAUAACUUCAUUCCCACAUUUAGAAUGAGUUUAGCCUGCAUCAAUGCUGGUUUAAUGUUUUAUUAGUGUUUUCUAAGGUUGUAGAGAUGUCUGUGGCAUGUUUGUAUACAAAUCAUAAGAUACUCUUCCGUUCUUACAGUAAUAAGGGUUUUUCUGUAAAAGCAGUUUAAUCUUGACACUGGCUAAGGAAGCAAGAAUGGGUGGAUAAUGCUUACUAUAGCAUGUAGUCUACAGCUUGAAUUUUGUGUUGGUUACUAAAAUUCAUUUUAAUGAAAGUGGAGAACUACUAUAAUCCUGGAAUAGGCUUCAACACUUUCCAUUUUAAUUGGGGGAAAAAGUGGUUCUAAGGACUUUCAUAUUAAAAUAUCCUUAAAUGCGGAAGUUCGUACAGAUUUUUUUUAGCGUUUUAGUGACUGAUGUUUAAAGGCACCAGUUACCUGUGCAUCUCUGUUAAAGAAAACGUAUAAUUACCACACUUGCAUUCCUCUGACUAUAUGAAUUUUUGAACUGUGCACAGUUUCCAAGUGGCAAAAUAAAAAGAUUGAUGCAAAUUCUCCUGAAACUCAACACAACACAACUAAAUGUAUCUUUGUAAAAACUUGCGAUUUAAUCUUCAUUUAUAAGUAUAUUUGUUCAGAGAUAAAAGUACUCAUAGACUGAUGUGCAGAUAACUGGUUCAGAAAACAUCUAAACUUUACAUGACUGCCUAUUGUUAUAAAACCACUAGUUUUCUGUAUGUAUUGUUCCAUAGGGAAUUGUCAACCUGCUCAACAUGUGCUCUAAACAAUAAAGAUUGUUCUAUUUCUUAAGGAAA